AUGUUAGAAACCUAUGAGAAGACCUACCAGCACUACACUCUUCCUAAUAAAAUGCAUAAGCCAAUAGUGGUGUUAAAGGAAGGCCUCUUUAUACCCGCUAUCUGGAAGAACAGCAUUGGGUCAUGUAAGCCUGGAAACAAGUCAUUAUCAAAGGUUGUUCUUAACCAAAGUCACUGUGAGUUUGCUCAGCAUGCUCGUCAACAGCAUGUCGAGGACGCUGAUGAGCUCGUGAUUACACUCUCUCAAGUGGGUUUCCUUCAAGAACUGGAGGCUAGCCUCAGAGGAGGCGGAUGUAAUAAGCCAUUUCGUAGCAAGAACGAGAACUACGGAACACACCAAAGUUAUCCGGGACUGCGGCCAAGAGUCUCAUCAAGUAGCCAGGAAAAAACAUGGUCUUUAAAUCUGGCCACAACGUGGCAAUAUCCAAUGGGUACCCAGCUGAAGUCUGUGUUGCUCGACAAUCACGACAACCUUCUCCAAGAUCCAACGUAG
This is a messenger RNA of Necator americanus (New World hookworm), 492 nucleotides long. RefSeq lists its product as uncharacterized. Lineage: Eukaryota; Metazoa; Nematoda; Chromadorea; Rhabditida; Ancylostomatidae. Bases 1 to 492 code for a protein of 163 amino acids. The transcript has 5 exons. The record is from RefSeq and is a predicted model, not a curated record.